This is a messenger RNA of Coccinella septempunctata (seven-spotted ladybird), 1135 nucleotides long. RefSeq names its product probable tRNA N6-adenosine threonylcarbamoyltransferase (gene Tcs3). The record is from RefSeq and is a predicted model, not a curated record. NCBI's taxonomy places the organism in Eukaryota, Metazoa, Arthropoda, Insecta, Coleoptera, Coccinellidae. The coding region runs from base 110 to 1117 and encodes 335 amino acids. The transcript has 2 exons. Gene Ontology annotation, biological process: tRNA threonylcarbamoyladenosine modification. Gene Ontology annotation, cellular component: EKC/KEOPS complex; cytoplasm.
CAGGUGAUCUGUGACCCGUAGAAAUUUAAUUCAAAAAUAUUAUAUCUUUGAUUUAAUUCUAAAGUUUUCAAUAUUCAUCUGGUAUAAUCUUAAUUAACUAACUAAAGAGAUGGUUGUAGCUAUCGGCUUCGAAGGUAGUGCUAACAAACUCGGUAUUGGAAUUCUGAGAGAUGAUGAGAUACUUGUUAAUUUACGAAAAACUUAUAUAUCUCCCCCAGGUGAGGGAUUUUUACCUAAAGAAACGGCACUUCAUCAUAGACAAAAUAUUCUAAGUUUACUUGACGAAGUAUUAAAAAAAUCUCGAAUAAAGACAGAAGAAAUAGAUGUAGUUUGUUACACUAAAGGACCGGGAAUGGGAGCCCCACUCGCCUGUGUUGCUGUUGUAGCACGUACCGUAGCACAACUUUGGAACAAGCCCUUACUUGGGGUUAAUCAUUGCAUAGGUCAUAUCGAGAUGGGCCGUUUCAUUACUGGAGCUGGCAAUCCAAUUGUGUUAUAUGUCAGUGGAGGAAACACUCAAGUAAUAGCCUAUUCAAGAAAGAGGUAUAGAAUAUUUGGAGAAACCAUAGAUAUAGCUGUUGGUAAUUGCUUAGAUAGAUUUGCUAGAGUAUUAAAGUUAUCUAAUGAUCCUAGUCCCGGAUAUAAUAUAGAAUGUUUAGCUAAAAAAGGAUCAAAAUUUCUUCCUUUACCAUAUUGUGUUAAAGGUAUGGAUGUGAGUUUUUCUGGGAUUUUGACAUAUAUAGAGGAAAGGUCAGACAAAUUACUAAAAGAAGGAUACACUCCCGAAGAUUUGUGCUAUUCUUUACAGGAAAAUGUAUUUGCCAUGCUCGUGGAAACAACAGAGAGGGCAUUGGCACAUGUAGGAUCAAAUGAAGUUCUCAUAGUAGGAGGUGUUGGUUGUAAUUUGAGGUUACAAGAAAUGAUGAAAAUUAUGUGUGAAGAGAGAGGUGCUAAACUAUAUGCUACAGAUGAGAGAUUCUGUAUUGAUAAUGGAUUAAUGAUUGCUAAAGCAGGUUUAGAAAUGUUCAAAUCUGGGUGGAAAAUGAAGUGGAGUGAAUGUGGCAUAACCCAAAGAUAUAGGACUGAUGAAGUGGAAGUGACUUGGAGAAAUGAUUAAUACAUUAAUAAAUUUUGA